Messenger RNA from Oncorhynchus tshawytscha (Chinook salmon), 6834 nucleotides. RefSeq names its product actin-binding LIM protein 3. Bases 639 to 2603 code for a protein of 654 amino acids. Lineage: Eukaryota; Metazoa; Chordata; Actinopteri; Salmoniformes; Salmonidae. The record is from RefSeq and is a predicted model, not a curated record. Gene Ontology annotation, biological process: cilium assembly; cytoskeleton organization; lamellipodium assembly. The transcript has 21 exons. Gene Ontology annotation, molecular function: actin filament binding. Gene Ontology annotation, cellular component: actin cytoskeleton; stress fiber.
UAGCAGACAACCUCGUUCCUCUUAAAUGGAGUUGCGUAAAAAGCACGUUGGACCACUGCUCGGCGCUCGCGUACCAUUUCGGUCUACCGCUCCAUCCUGCCACUGCGCUCAGAUCCGGUCAUCCGAAAAGCUUCUACUCACCAGAGCGCAUUGACAGCAGCGAUGUACAAGUAGCCUACUACCAUCGAAAGCGCCGCCUCGUUACUGUAUUCCUCAGAAGAAAGGAUGCGGUGACGCUGGAACAAGACAGAGCAGCUCUGUAGUAGCCUACUGUACAACAAUUCCAAUCCGGAUUUACAUGAAAUCCCCAACUGUCUCUACCAGAGCAUUGUUGUAAUCCGCUUCUGAACAGAGGGAACACCCCGUUUUUUCCAAUCAGGUUUCAGAUUGAUUCUUCACCUUGCUUAGAGAGGAUAGGCACCCUGGACUGUAUUCGGAGCUGAGAGAGGGCUGAGGAGUUUGGAGCUGCUCUGAGCUGAAACCCUACAAAUUAAAUAUGCCAGCCUUGCUCUAGUAUUUUUCAUUAUUUUGGUUUUAUUUUCUACCUAUUACACAGCAGGACAUGGUGCAUAUGACAACUGUAUUUAUCCAGUAACCAAAUAGUUUGAAGGUAUCCCUUUUCGAAUGCCAACUCAACAAUGAACUCUAAUGCAGGGCCUUACCGGCACAACGCCUACGGAGGUAGCCCGAGCGGCAACUGCGGGCGUGGCGCCGUGACCAUCCACUGUCUCCGCUGCCGGGAGGUCUGUAAGGGAGAGGUGGUUCGUGUGCAGAAUGUCCACUUCCAUGUCAAGUGCUUCACCUGCCAAGUGUGUGGCUGUGACCUGGCCCGUUCAGGCUUUUUCCAGAAGGGAAGAGAGUACAUCUGUACAGAGGACUACCAGCGCCUCUAUGGCACCAAGUGUGACAGCUGUGGAGACUUCAUCACAGGGGAGGUGGUCUCUGCGCUGGGGCGUACCUACCACCCCAAGUGUUUUGUCUGCAGCAUGUGCAGAAAGCCUUUCCCUAUCGGAGACAGGGUGACCUUCUGUGGGAAGAAGUGUGUCUGUCAGCAGUGCUCCCAUUCGCUAGUCAGCAACGCGCCGGUCAAGAUCCACGGACCCAGCCACUGUGCAGGCUGUAAGGAGGAGAUCAAACAUGGCCAGUCUCUCUUGGCCCUGGAGAAGCAGUGGCAUGUCAGCUGCUUCAAGUGUCAGACCUGUGGCACUGUGCUGACCGGGGAGUACAUCAGCAAGGAUGGUAUUCCAUACUGUGAGACUGACUACCACACCCAGUUUGGCAUCCAGUGUGUGACGUGUAACAGAUACAUCAGUGGCAGAGUGCUGGAGGCAGGGGGAAAGCACUACCACCCCACCUGUGCCCGUUGUGCCCGCUGUCUCAUGAUAUUUACAGAAGGAGAGGAGAUGUACCUGACAGGUUGCGAGGUGUGGCAUCCUGUGUGUAAACAAGCAGCUCGAUUGGAGAAGAAACUCAGAUUCAGACGUACCUCGGAGGCCUCCGUAUCUCCCCCUGGGUCCAGCAUCGGCUCCCCGAGCCGCAUCAUCUGUGCCAAAGUGGAAAACCAGGUCCUAAGUUACAAAGAUCUGGCCGCACUGCCUAAGAUUAAAGCUAUUUGUGACGUGCAGCGGCCCGAUCUCAUUCCCUGUGAGUCUUAUCACAGAUACUCCUCUGAUGACAGACUAGAACGCUACAGCUAUGGGGAGUCUCUGGGAACUCUCUCUCCAAACUCUCAGGACGUCUAUGACAGGGUGGAGCUGAGACAAAGGCGCUCCUCCAGCCCAGGCUUCAAUGACUCUCCCACCUACAGCCGCCAGGGCAUGUCUCCCACCGUGUCCACUUCCUGCUCGCCACAGCACCGCUUCCGCCCCGAUGAUUCAAACUACUCGGCCACUAAGAGUAGAGCCAGCGACAACAUCCUCCAGACUUCCCAGUUUCCUGACUCGUACUCUCCUGACCACGACCACCAGCAGUCUAACUACUACCCCUACACUCACUCUCCCAGAGCUACUUGUGCCCGGAGGUUUUCCUCAGGUGGAGAGGAGGAUGGGUUGAAUCAAAGUCUUAACAGACUCCAAGGUGGUAUAGGCCGUAUGAUUCUGAAGGAGGAGAUGAAAGCCAGGUCUGGUUCCUAUGACAAUGACCCGUGGAGCAGCGCACGGAACUCCCGCACCAACUCCCGCACCAACUCCCGCAGUGGCAGCAAAGAGGCCCUGCACAAUGUGGGCUACGGCAACACUGUUAACGGAUCUCCCACCAGAUCCCACUACAGUACAGACAGUGACUCCUUCAUCUCCAAGUCAGCCUCGUUGCCAGGCUAUGGCAGGAACGGACUGCACAGGCCCCAGGGUGCAGAUUAUUUCCAGUACGACAGCAGCAGUGCAGUUAACUGGGGAAUCCGAGAAUACAAAAUCUACCCAUAUGAUGUGUUGGUGGUCACCAUAAGGAGGCAGAACCAGCCCCCCAAUGACGUGGACAGAGCCAGACUAGAGCGCCACCUGUCUCCUGAGGACUUCUACCGGGUGUUUAGGAUGACUAUGCCUGAUUUUGACCGGCUGGCACUGUGGAAGAGAAACGAGCUCAAGAAACAAGUCCGACUGUUCUGAAAGGAUCAGACUGUAGAAGCUCAGUAUAGCAGCCUGCUGGGCUUAACGUUAGAGGGGCCUGAGUCCUCACUGAGAGCCAUAAUAACCAGUCUGGGUAGUCCUCGAUCCAUCAGGUCAGAGUCACAGCAGAACCAGAACUAAAACCAGCUUGGGUUCUAGCCAUAGAAAUAGAAUGAGUUGUAAUGAUAUAGUUCUGUUGUUCCAGGACAUCCUCCGAGCCAGAGAAAUCCAGCCAGCCUGAGUCUAUACAUCAAUAAUAUAUCUCUGGAGAAAGAGGAGUAACAGGCUCCUCCCCCUGAGCCAUGUCUGUUUGUGGGAGAACUAGACCAGGCUAGUUCUGCCUAUGCUUUCAGUAUUAUGUGUUUGCUUUAUUAGGGGGAGUUUAACUAUAGUUCAUGGCUGUCAUGUCAUGAGGUUAUAGAAGAUUUUAACCCUUUUCAGGUUGCAGGUUUGGAGAGCUCUGAGACAUUAUCUUAUGAUCAAGCAGGAAAGAGAACACCAGCAAACUGUCCAAACAGAACGUUCUACCAGAUAAACUCUGUCCUUGCUUUUCUUUACUCUAAAUAUAUUGUUUCAUUCAGACUUUUUAUUUUUUAUUUUUUACAUUGAGACUAAAACGUUGUAUUUCUUAAUAGAGCAAGGGUCCCCCACAGAGUGAAAGGCUAGAUCGAUGUAUUGUGGGAGUACAAUUUAAGAAAAUGUGUGGAACAUUGUGUGUUUACUGAAAAAAACAAAGUUAUACAACUAUAUUAAGAACCAAUUAGUUUGUUUGCAUGUGUUGUGUUGUUUUAGAUAGCAACAUGCUUAAAGAGCGACUGUCCCUAAAAAGCAACUUCUCUUUUUGAAAACAGCCUAUGUGGCAUCGAUAUGAGUCAAAAUCAUUGAUUCAAGUGUUAAAAUUGACCACAAAGUGUAAAUAGGAUAGUUUUGGUCAUAAUGUCAGUCUCAUCCAAAAUCAGAGAUUUGCGAGAUAAUAGAAAAAAUGUUAUGUCACGGAAUGAAGGGUGCCCUAACAGAAUGAAGGGUACCCUAACAGUUUUCCUUGAGUUGGGUUUAUUUCAAUGUGGUUUGACAUUUUAAAUCCCUAUGGGGCUAGUUAAGGACCAUCAGUAAAUUACACAAUGUACAUGGAACAAUCAUUUAAAAUAUUAAUAGCUCCAAAUUUUAAAAGAAGAAGAAAAUGUACUACUUUAAAAUGAAGAUAGCCUGGGCAGCACCUUUUAGGCUGUCACAGACACUAUAAUGGCACAAAUACAAAGAUGAGUCCAUCUAUCACUAUGGCCUCUUGUUCGCACACGUAUCUGCCCUCUCAUUGGCUAGAAUGGUUCCACCUGAUCUCGCCUACUCCCACCUGCUUUCUGUCUUUGAGGACAUGUAUUUCCAUUGUUAGAGCGGUCAAUCGACUAUCUUGUCAAUAUAAUAGACAAUCUUUGCUACGUGGGAACACACACACAAAAGACACCCACUUUAGCCCCCCCGUUUGGCUUCAGUCAUGGUCUUCUUAAUGACCAAGCCAAAAAAUGAGGCCAAAUCAGGAACUUCAUCUCCCCUUUAAACAGACUGAAUGCAUGUUUCCAGAGAAUAUAAAACCAGGCUCUUGUCUACAUACUAACAGUUGAUUGUUUUACUAAAUUGACGGGAAGGAUCCAAACAAUGUAAUGUAUGUAUUGUAGUUUUGGAUUAUUUAAUCUUAUCAAUUUCAAUUGAACCAAAGGGUUUCAUUUACAGUAAUGGAAUAUCAUGUUAUGAUUGGAUCUUGAAUUGUAUUCAGAGCUGGGAUUGUAGUGAGGAUAAAAGCUGCCGUGACUGACUCUUCAUGGGGAGACAUGACCUGAUUCUAACUCAGCACAUGGAGACAGAGAUAAUGAAUAGAGAUAUACAUUAAUUAGAUGGAAUCUGCCUGUGGAGGAAAGUGGAUUGAAGGGAUCGGAGACCAGAAGUCUGGAUUAGAGAUGAAAUAGAGGAAUGGAUCUGAAUUAGAUUACAACUGAAAGGGAUUGAAUGAACUCUUCCUUGAACAAUACCAAGGUGAGGAGGGAAGGAAUCGAGGUGAGAAGAGAAGGAAUGGAGGUGAGAAGGGAAGGAAUCGAGGUGAGACGGGAAGGAAUGGAGGUGAGGGAAUUUUGUGGAUGUUGAAGUGGAAUUGAUUUGAUGGAAUUGUCCUGAUUGGUUUAUGUGGAUACCAGUCCAAAUGACAACCAGGGUCCUGAUAUAAUUUGUUUUUGUUUUUGUUUCAUACAGUGCGAUCUAAAUCAACUUAGGGGGUGAAAUGAUUACUGGUUGCUAAAGAAUACACUAUAGUGUGCAUACAGUAGAACAAAACCUUCUCCUGUUGGGUUUUGAAGAUGUGACUCCUAGUUAUCUCCUGUUGGGUUUUGAAGAGGUGACUCCUAGUUAUCUCCUGUUGGGUUUUGAAGAGGUGACUCCUAGUUAUCUCCUGUUGGGUUUUGAAGAGGUGACUCCUAGUUAUCUCCUGUUGGGUUUUGAAGAGGUGACUCCUGUUGGGUUUUGAAGACGUGACCCCUAGUUAUCUCCUGUUGGGUUUUGAAGAGGUGACUCCUAGUUAUCUCCUGUUGGGUUUUGAAGAGGUGAUUCCUAGUUAUCUCCUGUUGGGUUUUGAAGAGGUGACUCCUAGUUAUCUCCUGUUGGGUUUUGAAGACGUGACUCCUAGUUAUCUCCUGUUGGGUUUUGAAGAGGUGACUCCUGUUGGGUUUUGAAGACGUGACCCCUAGUUAUCUCCUGUUGGGUUUUGAAGAGGUGACUCCUGUUGGGUUUUGAAGACGUGACCCCUAGUUAUCUCCUGUUGGGUUUUGAAGAGGUGACUCCUAGUUAUCUCCUGUUGGGUUUUGAAGAGGUAACUCCUGUUGGGUUUUGAAGAGGUGACCCCUAGUUAUCUCCUGUUGGGUUUUGAAGAGGUGACUCCUGUUGGGUUUUGAAGAGGUGACCCCUAGUUAUCUCCUGUUGGGUUUUGAAGAGGUGACCCCUAGUUAUCUCCUGUUGGGUUUUGAAGAGGUGACCCCUAGUUAUCUCCUGUUGGGUUUUGAAGAGGUGACCCCUAGUUAUCUCCUGUUGGGUUUUGAAGAGGUGACUCCUAGUUAUCUCCUGUUGGGUUUUGAAGAGGUGACUCCUGUUGGGUUUUGAAGACGUGACUCCUAGUUAUCUCCUGUUGGGUUUUGAAGAGGUGACCCCUAGUUAUCUCCUGUUGGGUUUUGAAGAGGUGAUUCCUAGUUAUCUCCUGUUGGGUUUUGAAGAGGUGACUCCUAGUUAUCUCCUGUUGGGUUUUGAAGAGGUGACCCCUAGUUAUCUCCUGUUGGGUUUUGAAGAGGUGACCCCUAGUUAUCUCCUGUUGGGUUUUGAAGAGGUAACUCCUAGUUAUCUCCUGUUGGGUUUUGAAGAGGUGACCCCUAGUUAUCUCCUGUUGGGUUUUGAAGAGGUGACCCCUAGUUAUCUCCUGUUGGGUUUUGAAGAGGUGACCCCUAGUUAUCUCCUGUUGGGUUUUGAAGAGGUGACCCCUAGUUAUCUCCUGUUGGGUUUUGAAGAGGUGACCCCUAGUUAUCUCCUGUUGGGUUUUGAAGAGGUGACCCCUAGUUAUCUCCUGUUGGGUUUUGAAGAGGUGACUCCUAGUUUUCUCCUACUGGGUUUUGAAGAGGUGACCCCUAGUUAUCUCCUGUUGGGUUUUGAAGAGGUGACCCCUAGUUAUCUCCUGUUGGGUUUUGAAGAGGUGACUCCUAGUUUUCUCCUACUGGGUUUUGAAGAGGUGACUCCUAGUUAUCUCCUGUUGGGUUUUGAAGAGGUGACUCCUACUGGGUUUUGAAGAGGUGACUCCUAGUUAUCUCCUGUUGGGUUUUGAAGAGGUGACUCCUACUGGGUUUUGAAGAGGUGACUCCUAGUUAUCUCCUGUUGGGUUUUGAAGAGGUGACUCCUAGUAAUCCAAUAGAUCAUACAAUAUUCUUGGUAGCCUACAUGCAAAGCUGUCCUUUUUCUUUCAGUUGUAUUUGAAUGGUCUGGUAUGAGGUUGUGUGUCAUAGGAAGAGAUAGUUCUGAUUGUUAGUGUAUACAGCACUGCCUUUAUCAGACUCAUAUUAGUCAUACUGACUAGCAGCAGUCAUUUAGUAUAAAUAACUCUUACUGUCAUCUUUGUAAUGGCUGUUUGUUUUAUAGGUGUGUGUGUGUGUGUGUGUGUGUGUGUGUGUGUGUGUGUGUGUGUGUGUGUGUGUGUGUGUGUGUGUGU